AUGAACCAGCACAUCCAAUACAACAACCCUCGAGCUUCAGAGGCACUUACCAAGAAGGCUACCGAGGUGGCCAUUAUGGCAAUCACCAAGAUAGUAACCAUUGCCACCACAAUCUUUACAGCCAUUAUUAUCAAUAUUCCUGUUAUGACCCCAACUACUACUACAACAACAAUCCCUACCCACCCUAUCAACAACAUGCAUAUCGGACGUAUGCCUUCCUAUACUUCGGAAACUGCGUCAACCACGUCGCCAACUCCUCUUUCCAUCCACUUGGAGCCUGAGCAGCGCCAUCUGUCUCUAAGCGCAACCUUCGCGAUCCCGAACACUGAGUUUCAGUCGGUCAAGGACGAAGAGCCCAGUCGUGUGUCAUCUGAAGGGGCGCGACUUACUGAGCAAUCGAACAUACAGACGGCGUAUCUUUCUAUAACAUCGAGAUCUACCUCCGAGUACCCUCUUCAGACAUCCGCCAUCGAUUUUAUCCGUGUCAACCAGGCGAAAACACCUACUGAUACUGGCGAUUCGUCAGUGGAAAAUGGCCACCAUCCUCCAGCUGAACAUUGCUACGAGUCCACCGUCUCAGACGACAAGGCUCUUGCCAACAUGAUGGCCACACACUUUCGCGCCACCACCGCCUUCAAGAACGCCUGCAGGCCUACAAUCAAACCUCAAGUUCCAAUGACAGGCCUAAACGAUAUCACGUCCACCCCGCAGCUUGUUUAUUGCAUUACUUUGUUGCUCAACAACUCCGAAUCAGUACUCCAUGGCGAAAGCGUAAAGAGGCCUGUUGAUUUGAGUAAGAGGGAGGGCAGAUGGCUGCGAGGUGCGAGGGAGGAUCCAGAGAUACAGAAAUACCUUUGUUCGCUGACGUCGAUGAUGGUGUGGGCAUUUGUCGAUGCCCGUUCCCAGUGCCCUGAUCUCACUGCCGAGAUAGUACUCCUUGGUCCUGUACUCAACCGCGACGAUUAUCACACCCUGCUCUCCCACUUUAUCAAGUCUCUCAACCAUGCACGCUGGCAAAACAUCGAAUACCUCCGGGGGAUGAUUCGUUUGGUCCAGUCUGCCUCUCCUGGGGUCCUUGCAGACGACGACGUGGACAAGAUUCUGACGGCCAUUCGGGUACAUUUAGGGAUAACGACGAAAGACUAUCACCACUUGGUCUUUGCGGCCACGAAGGUCUUGGGAGUGAUGGCGAGCGGCAUAGCCAAGGACUUGGAUCGACAGCGAGAUUACCGACCUCUUUUGGAUGUUCUGCAUGCCACAAGCUGCAAGGACAGAUCGCUCGAGUUUCAAGUCGAAUGUGCCCGUCAGGCCUGUCUGUAUCUCUCCGCUGACGAGACUCCUUUGCGAAAGGUCCUGUGCUCUGCCCACCUGGCCACAACUGACGUCCCUAUGAUCGAUGAAGUAUCUACGUUGGAUGUGCAAUCUGUCAUCGCCGCGGUGGAGCAUCUUCGUCAUGUAUCAAGUACCUCCGCGAUUGAUGUUGACGUUGUCAUAACCGAAGUCAAUAGAGCGCGUGCGGGGGUCAUAGCUGGUAGCGACGCAAAGGUUGUCAAGGAGGCCGGCCAUAUCAGACAAAAAGAGGCUUGGUAUCCUGCCCUGCAAGCAGCGGAGACAUUCGUCCAGCAUGGCCGACUGGUUGAGUUCAGUCAGCUAGUUUGUGACGCCUCGUGUCGUUAUGAUUUGAACUUUCAACGUGGUGCCUGUCAGAUCAUUGGAGAGAUUGCCAUCGACCCUCUUUGGACCGUUGCCAGCAGGCGGAGCGCUAUUGAUUGUCUCCUUGGGCUGUAUCAUUUGCACGGGGCCGACAUCGAUUUCGAUACGGGUCACAACAUCAGACCAUCGAUUGUCGCCAUCCUCCGCCAUAUUUCCAACAUGAAGCAGUCCGACAUCAAGAAGUACGCCAGCACGCUACUGAGCGACUUGCCAGGGAAAGACUCUUGCAACCUCCAGAUCUUUCACCCAUGGAUGACCCGAUUACCGUUGCCUCCAUUUUACCGUCUUCUCCGUCGCGCUCAAGCCAUUCCUCAAGAGGAGACCCAACUGAGGUAUCUGCGACGUAUGCGACUUCAGGAAUGCCUCCAGCCCAUAUAUGUCACCCUUCAAGCGACAUCAAGCUGUGGAGCCUCCAGAGAUACACCUUGUUCAUUAAUAACCACCAUGCAGGGAUUCUUGAAAUCGGAUCGCCUCGUGUAUCUUCUUUUGGGGGAAUCUGGGUCAGGAAAAACGUCAUCGUGCCGACGCCUGGAGCGGGAACUCUGGGACGACUACAAUAACGGCGGCAUGAUCCCAAUAUACAUCGACUUGUCUUACAUUGACACCCCAGAGCACAAAUUGAUCGAAACACAGCUACACACCCACGGCUUUUCGGACGAUGAGAUCCAGCAACUGUUGCAGCAUCGACAAUUUGUGAUCAUCUGUGAUGGUUAUGAUGUACGCCGCCUCACGACAAACCUCUUCAAGACCAAUCAACUAGGCCAAUGGGACGUCAAGAUGAUCAUCAACUGCAGGAGCACUUUCCUCCCUAGCGACUACCAAGGUCGAUUUCGCCCUCAUGGACCCGACCACUAUUUCGACAAAUCGGCGAACCUUUACGAGGAGUCAACCAUUGCGUCAUUAUCCGAGAGCGACAUCAAGGAAUUUAUCCAGCAGUAUGUCCGAGAUCUACCCGCGCAGGAGCCCUUGGGCAGGCUGCAUCUCUCGAUUGCAGAUGACUACUGGAACGCCUUGGCCGCCAUACCCAAUAUGGUGAACGUGGUCGAGAACCCGUUUCUAUUGACGCUAGCGCUGAGGAAUCUCCCGUCAUUGUCGCACGAUGCUUUGGAUCCCGCCAGGAGAGAGACCACCCGAGAUCAACUCUACAACAACUUUGUCAACAGCUGGAUCGACGCCAACAAAAAGCGACUUGAUUCGACUAUACUCAGUCAGGAAUCUUCCGACGCCUAUGAUCUCUUAUGUGACCCCAACUUUCGAUGGUGUGUAAGAGACUUCUUGAAGAGGUUUGCGACAGCGAUGCGGAAACAUCAGAAGAACCGCCUAGUUGUGAAAUACACAGAGCGUGAGGACAAGAAUUCCUGGAAGGCGGAGUUUCUCGGAAGAGCUAUCGAGGCGACACUUCUGCGCGAGGCCAGUCCCCUCACAAAAACAGGGAAUCACCACAGAUUUCUCUAUGACUCUUUGUUCGUCUUCUUCCGGUUUCUGGCAGCAUAUGACCCCUUUGAAGACGAUGACAGCCCCAACAACAACGAUGACGAUGACUCCUUUGACGGUCAAGACGGCUUCCACGACGAUGGGGACUUGACUGACGGCAACACUGGUUCGAGUGGCGGAAGUGACGGCUCGGCUGACGAUAACAACCGCUCAACUGGCGAUAGCGACCGCUCGUCUGGUGGAAGCGAUAGCCCAACUGAUGGAAAUGAUAACCCAACUGGCGGAAACGAUGGCUCAACUGGUGGGAACGAUGGCCCAACUGGCGGAAACGAUGGUUCGACUGGUGGAAAUUAUAGCUCAACUGGUGGAAGCGAUGACCCAACUGGCGACAGAGUCGAUUUUGGUGACAGCCAUGGCGGUACUAGGAAUGGCAGCAGUUCUGGCGGAGGCAAGGACGCUUCUGAGGAGGACAAGGGCGGCUCUCGCCGAUCCAAGGACGUUUCUCGCUCCAAGAAGAAAAGCAGGUCCAAUAAGCCUCUUCUUUCCACAUUAUUCUCGGAUGUGAACUAUCUCGAUGAUCUGGAAGUAUUGGAGUUGCUGGUCGAGCGCGCCCAAGUUGAUUCACGCAUGAGGAAAUGUCUUUUCACGGUCAUCGAACAGUCCAAGUUGUCGACUGCUCCCAGUCUUGCCGCAGCUAACUCCAUCACCAUCCUGUUCAAGGCCGGAGAGCGAUUCCUCAAUAUCGAUCUGAAUGACGUACGGAUACCGGGGAACUACAUCUUGAGGGAGGCCCUGGAGUUCAUGGAGACUGAUCUCGUGCACAUGCUUUGUCGACUCGCUAUGCCGAUCCUCAAACACUCUACCACUACAAUUAUGACUCCACUUGCCGAUGUCAACUUCGACCCCACAACCCAUGGUCCCAUUGCCCCACCCCCGACACUCGUCAUCCUCGAAUCCCAGCAACAGAUCGGAUCAGAAUACACGAGCAAGAUGACUGCACUUGCCGAUGUCAACUUCGACCCCACAACCCAUGGUCCCAUUGCCCCACCCCCGACACUCGUCAUCCUCGAAUCCCAGCAACAGAUCGGAUCAGAAGACACGAGUAAGAUGACUGUCUCUGCCCGGCAUCUCCAACACCAUGCGCUGGUGCCCGAGUUUGUGUCUGAAUAUACCCUCGGCGACGAGCUCGGUUAUGGCGGAUCUUCAAUUGUCGUAUCUGCCACGCGCAACUCGGACCAAAAGGAGGUCGCGGUCAAGUUCAUUUUCCGGGAAAAGGUCACCGUUCAUGGGUGGGUCAAGGAUCCCGAGCUUGGUGUGAUCCCCGUGGAGAUUUAUAUCCUCCGGAAUGUUGCCCAUGCUAAUAUCAUUGGGUUCUUGAAUGUCUACCAAGACCACAAGUACUUUUACUUGGUCAUGGAGAUGCACGGUACUCCCUGGUCCGCCAUCAAUCCGCUGUUGAAUAACAUGCAGGGAUCGAUGAUGGGCACGGUGGUUCAGGCGACCAUAAACCAAAGAAAUGUCGCUGUUGCUGCUGUAGACCCUUCUGCUACCAGAUCCACGUCAACUAUAAGUUCAGGAUCGUACCAGGACAUCUCUAUAUCAUCCUCCUCGUCUUCCUUAUACCAGGCGACAGGCAGUAGCGACAAGGCACACCAACCUGCUAAUUCAGCCCUUCUUGCCCACCGCGCCUCAUGUGAUCUCUUUGCGUGUGUCGAGUACCACUCCAGGUUCACCGAGACGCAGGCCCGUGUGAUCUUCAAGCAAAUUGUCGAGUGUGUUCACUACCUCAACUCGCGCGGAAUCUGCCACCGCGACAUCAAGGACGAGAACUUUGUCAUCGACAAUGACCUUCGGGUCAAGUUGAUCGACUUUGGAUCGGCUGUGAUCAUCCCCAAACCCCAGGGCAAGCUAUUUGAUCGCUACUAUGGGACCAUUGACUAUGCCUCCCCUGAGAUCCUGAGGGGCGAGAAAUACAGGGCAGAGGCAGCGGAGAUCUGGUCUCUUGGCAUCCUCUUCUACAUCAUCCUCUACGGCGAAGUGCCAUUCAGUGACCCCGUCCAGGCCAUCUCUGGACCUUACACCCUGCCCCGCGUAAGGUCUUCAGGCGAGUGCUUACACUUGCUCAACUGGAUGUUGGCCAAGAAGCCCGAACGGCGUGCGACCAUUGAGGACGUUGCCAACCAUCCAUGGAUCGUCGGAGUAAGCAUACCCAAUGUGUCGUGA
Molecule: messenger RNA, 5370 nt
Organism: Linnemannia hyalina
Lineage: Eukaryota; Fungi; Mortierellomycota; Mortierellomycetes; Mortierellales; Mortierellaceae
Source: the annotation of a GenBank genome assembly